Parnassius apollo (apollo) is the source of this 804-nucleotide messenger RNA. Lineage: Eukaryota; Metazoa; Arthropoda; Insecta; Lepidoptera; Papilionidae. The record is from the annotation of a GenBank genome assembly.
AUGGAGGAAAUAAAAAAUAUGUUAAAAGUAAUGCAAGAGGAAAUAAGACAACAAAAAGUCGAUAUGCAGGAUAUGAAGGAGGAUAUUAAAAAUACUAUUAACAGCAAUAUUAACGAGAAGUUUAAAUGUCUAGAAACCAAAAACGAGCUUUUAGAACAGAAACUAGAAACGCAGACAAUAAAAAUAAAUAAUUUGGAGAGGACCAUAAGAAAGAAAAAUCUACUCAUAUUCGGAGUCUCUGAAGACGAAAAGAGCUACUGGGACCUAGAGGAAAAGGUUAUUGAUAUAAUAAAUAACGUAAUAAACAUCAAAUGCGAUAGCAACGGUAUUGAAUGCGUGAGAAGACUUGGAAAAAAGGGAGAAAAAGUCAGACCCAUCGUUAUAACAUUAACCACAAUGGGGCUAAAAAUAAAAAUACAAAAAAACAAAAAGAAACUAAUACCUACACCCUACUAUAUUAAAGAAGAUUUUCCUCCCGAAAUACUAAGCAAGCGAAAGGAACUUCAAAUGGAAGUCAACAAAGAAAGAGAACAAGGUAAAUUAGCGAUUAUUAAAUAUGACAAAAUCGUAAUACUAAAGAACCGAAACCAGCAAGCCGAGAAGCAAAUUAUGGAUAAAAAGAAAAGAGUUUUGUCAGAGUCACCGGAAACAUCGCAAUCCGACUGUGAAAAUAAUAAAGACAAGCAACCUAUAAAGAUCAAUAAAACAAACAGCAUGGAUAACUUCCUGUUAAAAAAAACAACUUUGCAAUUUCCCUCCAAAAAAUUCACUUCGCAUCCUCAUGAUCCAAGAACCACACAAUAA